Messenger RNA from Zootoca vivipara (common lizard), 2037 nucleotides. RefSeq names its product zinc finger protein RFP-like. The record is from RefSeq and is a predicted model, not a curated record. Gene Ontology annotation, molecular function: zinc ion binding; protein binding. Lineage: Eukaryota; Metazoa; Chordata; Lepidosauria; Squamata; Lacertidae.
AGCAGACAUGGCAACCCAGAGCCUCGUCCGGCAGUUCUGCCACGAAACCACCUGCCCCAUCUGCCUGGAAUAUUUCAAUGACCCGGUGAUUCUGGACUGCGGGCACAACUUCUGCAAAGUCUGCCUCAUCAGGUGCUGGAAAGAAAGCCAAAGACCCCCAACCUGCCCCCAGUGCAGGCAAGUGGUCCAGAGAAGCAGCUUCAGGCCGAACCGGCAGCUGGCAAACCUGGUCGAAAUAGCCAAGAAGUUCACCCACCAGGUGGGGAGAGCCGGUUGCGAGAGACACGGGGAACCCCUGCACCUUUUCUGCAGGCCUUGCGCAGUCCCCAUCUGCAUCGACUGCAAGAGGUCGAAAGAGCACAGCGAACACGAAGUGACUAAUCUGGACCAGGCUUCACGGUGGUUGAAGCAAAAAAUGCAGACCCAGAUGCAGUUUCUGGUGCAAGAGAGACGAGUGAUUAUGGAAUGGAAACUGGCUGAAGAAGAGAGGAUUCAGGCGUAUCCGGGGGAGCUAGAGGUGGAGAAGAACAAGAUCACGGGCGCUUUUGAGCAAAUGCACAGUUUCCUGGAGGAGCUGCAGCGCUUUUGGCUGACCGAGCUGGAGGAUCUGGAGAAAGAGAUGAGGAAGAAAAAGGAAAGAAAUAUCGCCAGGCUUUCACAGGAUCUCGCCGGUCUCAGUAGCCUCAUCACAGACAUGGAGGAGAAGUGCGAACUGCCCGCUGUUGAGUUCCUGCAGGGUAUCGGGACUACGGUGAUGAGGUUUCAGGAGUUGAAAAGAAGGCAGACGCUGCUGGGAAUCUCUCCAGGCAUGGAAGAGAGACUCAUAAGUUACACUCAGAAAAAUUCAGUUCUGAAGGAUACCAUGGAGAAAUGCAAAGGGCUUCUGAUGCAGGCACCGAACAAAGUGAGUAUCACUCUGGAUCCAGGAACAGCACACCCGUUUCUUGUUAUAACCGAGGACCUGAAGAGUUUGAGAAGGAGAAGGGGAAGGCAGGAAGUGCUGGACAACCCUGGGAGAUUCGACAACAUGCUCUACGUGCUGGGCCAUGCAAAAUUCACCUCGGGAAGAUAUUGGUGGGAGGUGGUGGUGGAAGAGGAGGAGGAAAGGGAACGGGCCACUUGGGCCGUAGGGGUUGCAAAAGAGUCUGUCAGGCGCAAAGGCUUUGUCAGCAUGCUUCCUUCUGAGGGGAUCUGGGCCAUUGGGAAGGCGAAGGAUGAGUCAGCCUCAUCUGAUCCCUUCUGGGCUUCAACCCUCCCCGAGCGGACCCCUUUGAGCUUGAGCUAUGAGCCCAGGAAGAUCCGGGUGUCCCUAGACUAUGAUGAGGGCCGUGUGGAAUUCUAUGAUGCCCACACCGACGACUUGAUCUUCAAUUUCCAGCAAGCCUCAUUCUCUGGGGAGAAGGUCCAGCCCUUUUUCCAUGUUUGGUGGGGAGUUGGUCUGAAGUGUUGAGUCCUGAGGACGAUCGUCACCGCUCCCAGCUCUACCACCCCCACCCUGAGAGGAGGUGACAGCCUAGCAUUUCCUCUGCAGUGUUAUGAGUUUGUGGGUGCCAGACACCCUAAAUUUCUGCAUCCAGUAAGUGUUAGAAUUUAAUUUGUGUGUGGUGUGUUAGAACUGGGUGCCGGUCAGUAGGUUUAGCGAGCAUUAAAAUAUAAGCCAGGCCAGCUUCCCCGUGUCAGGAAAGUGCCUGGGAGACGAGCCAUGGCUCCCACACCAUUAUUUUUCCACUUUAUUUUGUGCAACUGAAAAACUUUAAAAUAGUAAUAAUAAAAGAACUACAUGGUGGAAGGAAAAAAAGAAGGAAGGAACGGGCCAUUGAGAAAAGUCAAGGAGAAUGGGAUUCUGGACCAGAUAGCUGUUGCGUGGGGCCCCUCCUCCAACUCUGAGUUAGUUCAGAAAACAAAGCAGAGUUUGGAAGGAGAGUCUUUGGGAUUGGUGGCCUAGGGGGAAGAGGUUGCAGUCUGGUAAAGGCGGCAAGCUGGGGAGAGGGUCAGAGCACGAUGGUUGGUGUUAUUUUGAAUCCUAAGCUGCAGCUA